Messenger RNA from Papaver somniferum (opium poppy), 2108 nucleotides. RefSeq lists its product as uncharacterized. The transcript is spliced from 9 exons. The record is from RefSeq and is a predicted model, not a curated record. Bases 251 to 1810 code for a protein of 519 amino acids. Gene Ontology annotation, molecular function: zinc ion binding. Lineage: Eukaryota; Viridiplantae; Streptophyta; Magnoliopsida; Ranunculales; Papaveraceae.
UCCAGUUUGGAGUCUCUCCACUCCAGUGACUCCACCAGCAACAGUUGUUGUCGUUUGUCUUUCCACUCAAUUUCAUUUUCCAGCCGUUUAGUAUUUACUCUUACUACUCAUCAACUGUCACACUUUUCCUCUUUAUUCUUGUCCUUUAUCUCAAAAUUCCGAUCUCAGUUUCCUUCUACAGGAAACAAGAACAAUCAAAGUAAUCUACUUCCUAGGGUUUGCAGUUUCACCCAAUUCAAUCUUCUUCAAGAUGGCUGCAAAUCCUGAAGAUGAAUUAAAAUCUCCUUCAGCAUCAACCCCACAAGAUUUCCCCUUUAAUCAGGACAUUAAGCAAAAUAAGAGAAGAGAAACCUCACCUGAUCAGCAUUCAAGGCGUCCAAACUUGUCGUCACUGCAAAUACCUGAAAGGUCCAUAGAAAAUUCAUUGAUCAAUUCCGCAAGAACAGAUAUAGCACCAAGUCCCAGUUCUACAAGAGCAGGCCUACCUCCAAGACCAAAUUCAGCGAAGUACAAAGCAUCUGUUAAAAAUUUGCUUCCCCAACGCAGUCUUAGGACAAAAACUUUGUCUCACGAAGGAGAGAAGACCGUUCUUCUUGUUCCAGAGACAGAAUUGUCAGUUGGUCCAGUCGACAAGCCUUCUACCUCAAGAUCGUUUUCUCUGACUAAGGUGUUCUCCUCGUCAAUGGCUAAAGGCACAAACUCUAUGCCAGUAACACCUGUUGCAAACUCAGGCGUCGAAUCUUUACAGGGAAGACAUCUCCAAGAUCAUUCUGAUUUUCCUAAACAAGCAGAUCAGAAGCAUAUAUCACGCUCCUUUUCAGUUCCUGUUAAUGUCAAAACGAUGGCAACUUUAAGGAGAAUGGAUUCAUCAGGAGGUCUGAUUCGUGUAAUUUCAACUCCUCGUCCUGUAAUGGUUGAUGGAGGAUCGCCAGAUGACAUUGGUGCAGCGGCCACUGCGACUGAAGAAGCAACUGAGGAUAUUCCUGAAGAAGAAGCAGUGUGCAGAAUUUGUUUUGUCGAACUCAAUGAAGGGGGUGAAACUCUUAAAUUGGAGUGUAGCUGCAGAGGUGAACUUGCACUAGCCCACCAAGAAUGUGCAGUGAAGUGGUUCAGUAUAAAGGGUAACAGGACAUGUGAUGUCUGCAAGCAAGAAGUAAAAAACUUACCUGUAACAUUAUUGCGAAUAGAGAGUAUUCAGCAGCAGACUGUUAAUAGACAGACGGGGGUUGUGGCACCACAGAGGGAAGUUCCUCGAUACAGGGUCUGGCAGGACGUGCCGGUUCUUGUCAUGGUCAGCAUGUUGGCGUAUUUCUGCUUUCUGGAGCAGCUUCUGGUUUCAGAUCUGGGGUCUCGUGCUCUCGCUAUAUCUUUGCCCUUUUCCUGUGUUUUAGGCCUACUAUCAGCCAUGAUAGCUUCUACAAUGGUGAGCAAGAGUUACAUUUGGGCUUAUGCUUCGUUCCAAUUUGCGAUCGUUAUCCUGUUUGCUCAUAUCUUUUAUACUGUACUUAGUGUGAACCCGAUUCUCUCAGUUCUGCUUUCUUCGUUCACUGGUUUUGGAAUUGCAAUCAGCACGAAUUCUCUGCUUGUGGAGUACCUAAGAUGGAGAACCAGCAGAAAUCCGCAAACUGCUCAUCAACAAAACCAAAGAGGAGUACAGCAUCAGUAUCAUCGUCAUCGUCAGCAUCAGCAUCAUCAACAACAACAGCAGCAGCAGCACCAGCAACAACAACAACAACAGCAGCAGCAGCAACAAAGGGAGGAUAUUGAAACUGGGACAGUAGAUAGGCCUAACAGGAGUCUCGAAACCUGACAAGGGAACACUAAUGCCGAGAGUAAAAAUGAGAAGAGUAAUUUUCCUCCACACUCUGCUGUGAUAUAAAACAAAAAAAAGAGAAAAAAAGAAGAAGAAGAAGGUGAUUGUAAAGGAAUGAGAAUAGUAAAGAAAGCAAAUGUGAAUUAUUACAUCCUUUGUAUAAGCAAUUUUCAUACUAAGGUAAAGAAAAAGUAGUACUUGAGAAACCCCUGGUUUCAUUCAUAUAUAAUUCGAUCGCGUCCUUCAUUUUUGUUGUUUGUUUAUAUAAUGGUGAAAAUGAAAUGCAACUUGUGUU